CAGCUACACGUAGGCUAUCCAAAUGGCUGCCAGCGCGACACGAUGGGGAAUACUUGGCGCAAGUCGAAUCGCUCACGAUUUCCUCGUGGCCAUGAAAACGUUACCAGAAAACGAGCACACGGUAGUGGCAGUAGCCUCUCGCUCUUUAGAGAGAGCGGCCGAGUUUGCAGGCAAACAUGAUAUCGGGAAAGCGUACGGUUCCUACGAGGAACUUGCUAGGGACGAGAACGUAGAAGUUGUGUACGUCAGCACCCUCCAUCCCACACAUGCUCCUCUUUGUAAACUAGCCCUGAAUCACGGCAAACAUGUCCUUUGUGAAAAACCAAUGACAAUGAACCUGAAGGACACCAAGGAAUUGUUUGAACUUGCUAAGGCAAAAGGAUUGUUCAUCAUGGAGGCAAUGUGGACAAGAUUUUUCCCACUGCAUGCAGAUGUCAAGAACCUAGUUGAUUCCAAUGUUCUUGGAGAGCUUCGAGUUGCCCUUGUCACAUUUGGAUUUAACUUAGACUCCGUAGAACGACUGCAAGACCCCAACCAGGGGGGUGGGGCGCUGCUGGACUUAGGAAUUUACUGUUUGAAUAUUGUGGACAUGAUCUUUGGAGGUGAAGAACCUUUAAGUAUAUCUGCAGCUGGACAGAAAACAUCUGCUGGUGUAGACUCAACAGUUACAGUGACAAUGCUUUUUAAAGGAAAUAAAACAGCUUCUUUAACUACAAGCAUGGCUGCCCAGCUUCCCAACGAAGCCACAUUCAUAGGAUCGCAAGGUUCUGUGACCAUUCAUGCUCCUUUCAAUUCUGCCACUAGUUUCACAUCACCAGCUGGAAUAAAGGAAUAUCCUCUUCCGGAGCCUUCCAUGCCUAUAUACUUUAAUAAUUCUACUGGUAUGAGAUAUGAAAUUCAAGCUGUGAGGAAAAGUUUAUUGUCAGGUGAACUGGAGAAUUCUACAAUGCCGUGGAAGACAACAGAAAAAAUAUUUCGUUGGAUGGACGAGAUCCGUAGGCAGAUAGGAGUAGUUUAUAAAGAGGACAUGUAGGCAUUUUUUCAGAGUGCACCAAACUAACUUUUUAGGUGGUGUUUGCAAAAUUGUUUGGUGAUGUAAACUUAAAAUUUGGCCUUACUAACUGAAAGCUUUAGGAUCUGUUUUUUUUUUAGUGGGUCAAUUUUUUUCGUGUCUGUGUGAGUGACUUAGCUAGCCCCACAGUAAAGCAAGCAAUGAAGCAGAGUUGCGUGUGGAAACUGUUUUGUAUCUCCUCAAUUUGUAUUUCCAUUCUAACAUGUGUUUUGUUGCAAGUAGUAUUCCACUCAUGCAUAAAUGUUGUAACCAUGCUCUUGUGUGAAAAAUGGUAGAUAGUGUCCCUGAGCUGAUUUAAAUAAGAAAACAAAAUUGGUGAUCGAAUGAAAAAACAAUAAAAACUCUGUUAUCGCAAAAUAUUGUGAUUUGUUAGAGUCUUGCAGAUCAAUUAUUUGCCUCAUUCUUUGGCUUUGGCAAAUAAUUGAUCUGUUUGCCACUGACAAGAUGUGUUUUAUUCAAGAUGAUGAAAAUAAAAUACAAUACAAAGCACAUCUUGAAAAGGAAAACUAGAUGUUGACCCUAUGGCAUCUCCCUAAGUAACAGGAUAAAACAGAUAUAAACUAUGUACUAUGAAAAUAUAUAAAAUAGAAUAUCAAUAACUAUCUACAAAAAUAUGAAUCAGGUCACUGACAAACAAUUAACAAAUCACAAUAUUUUGCAAGACCCCAUCUAGUAAUUGUUAAUUGAAGGCUUUCGUGCAAAAAGGGCGUAUAUAGCAUUUUGGGCCAAUUUUAAUUUUUGCAGGAUCGAGCUUGUUUUUGGCAGACUGACUUGUUUUGACACGAAAUGCAUGGUUUUUUUGGUUAAAGGUGUCCACUGUAAGUAACUCUGAGGAGAGAGGGAGAAAAUUGAAUGAAAAUGCCAGUUUCAGUGGUGAUCGAAUAAGGACAAACAUGAACUGUAACAACAACACUACAGAUGAAGUUAAUGAAAUCUUAAAAGAUAGCUUUAUUCAAAUGUUUCUGUUUCCCUGAAUACAUUCAAUAUCUAUAUCUGGUAUUAAUCUAUUAUUAUCAAUCAACAUAAUAUCAUUAGCUAUUAAUAAUAUUAUAAUUAUAAUAAUUAAAAUCUCACUGAUCUCCAUACUUUACUGUAUCAAUAGUAUAAUAACAAGAGACAACAAAUUAAUGUCAUGAGUACCCACACGAGGCAGAUGAAAUGACAGCAAAAAGAUUAUUGAGGCUGUUGCAAAGACAGGUCUGUUUCCUCGAGAGCUUACGGGUACAUUAAAAAAAAUUAUUGAGAUGAACAACAACCAAGUUCUUAGUCACCUCAGAACUGUCUCUCUCUAUUUCUCUCUCUCAAAUGUCUUCACGUAAAUAACCAUGAAAACUUAAUAUAUAAAUAAAUAUCUAUUUCCUAGCACUCAAAAACACUUUGAUUCUUGUUUAACUUAUGUUAGUAUGUUAUUUUUCGCUUACCUAGAAAAUAAUUUUCCUCUCAUAAAUCAGGUUGGUGAAAAUAAAUGGUGGAAAAAUUUCAAGCUUUUUUUUCCCUUCUAGCCUUGCCAUACCCAACCAUUUCUGUGUUAUUAGCUGUUAAUUUCCUUAUAGAUAUAAUAAUUGUUAUAGGAGUCAUAAUUAUGUAAAGUAAUAUCCACAAAGAGUUUAAGCAUACUAGAAAACAUUUCACAAAAUUUGUACAUUGUAUCAGCUAUUGACUUUUCUUACUCUGCAAAGUAAUUUACAAUUCAAAAAGCAAACCUUCAUAAAGACAGAUGAUAAAGUUUGGAUAUUAUAGAGUGUUUUUGUUUUAACAUAUCCUGCACAAAUUAUGGAAUGGAGGAGUUUUGUCAAGAGCGUUCUACAGCUCCAGUUUGCUUAUUUGAUUCUGUGCUCUUCACUUGCCAAUCUUAAAACCAAACCUGCCUAUGACCACUAAACAGUUCAACAUGGAAAUGACCCCAAUAAGUGUCUUUGGAAAACUUGAUAAAAGAGUGCAAUUAAAUAUUUUGAUAACAAUAAAGAAGCUCAAUAAAGCUGGCACAGAAUCAAUUCAUGAUUUGCCUUACAGGAAAGUAGUAUAGGUUGCUUAUUGGGUUCAUAGCCAAUCAGAUUGCAGGAAAAUUUGAAUGGACCAAUCAGAAGGCUGGAUUUGGCCCAAGGGUCACAUGGGCCAAAUCCCGCCUUAUGAUUAGUCCAUUCAAAUUUUCCUGCAAUCUGAUUGGCUACAGACCCAAUAAGCUACACUACUCAGGGAGCAGUAUGAACCCUGCCUACUGACCAACUCAUAUUUCCGUCCACUUACUAAUUAGUCAUUUCUGUUAACGUCAAAUAGGUUUAAAUAAUGUGAUAGAUCAAUAUGUUCUGGUUUAAAGAUGAUUUCUUUGGUAAACAAAUAUAUAUACAUCUCCUUUGGUACUAUAUAUCUAAAUUGCAUGAAAUAACUUUGUCGCCUUUGAUGACACAAUAAACACCAAGCUAAUAUUAUUUACAAACUACAUGGUAGCACUUUCAUUGCUCAUCCAUUCUUAAGUUUUUUUUCCACGUAAAAAUUGUAUUGGUUUUUAAAUUUAUAACUUGACACUUACAGAAUGUUAAGGUUAAUAAUGCUUAUCUACUGUCCAUUUUGAUAUCAAAAUAUUUGCAUGAAACUUUUCACUAACUACACAUAUCUAUCAUAAACUAUCAUAUAUAUAUCUAAAAUUAUCAAAUGACAUUUUUUCAUGGAAAUUUUAGAUGGUUAGUAUAUGCAAUGCAUGUAGGACUACAAUGCUGUCCGAUUUCGAAAUAACAUUUUGAGACCUGACUAAAUUGGCCGAGGCUGCAGGCUAGCUAGGCAGAUUCCAAUUUUGGCAAUCAGGGUAGUUUUUUUAAUUCUUUUACUGUUCUAC
Orbicella faveolata is the source of this 3905-nucleotide messenger RNA. RefSeq names its product trans-1,2-dihydrobenzene-1,2-diol dehydrogenase-like. The record is from RefSeq and is a predicted model, not a curated record. NCBI's taxonomy places the organism in Eukaryota, Metazoa, Cnidaria, Anthozoa, Scleractinia, Merulinidae. Gene Ontology annotation, molecular function: nucleotide binding.